Molecule: messenger RNA, 1313 nt
Organism: Athalia rosae (coleseed sawfly)
Lineage: Eukaryota; Metazoa; Arthropoda; Insecta; Hymenoptera; Athaliidae
Product: facilitated trehalose transporter Tret1-2 homolog
Exons: 4
Coding region: 724-1086 (120 amino acids)
Biological process (GO): transmembrane transport
Cellular component (GO): membrane
Molecular function (GO): transmembrane transporter activity
Source: RefSeq, a predicted model, not a curated record
CAUUCCAAGUUUUCGUAACCACCACGAUUGACGCGUGCUCCGCGAGUAAUCCCACCACCGAUCAAGAAUUGACAAUAUCAUUUUAUACGCAAAGAUAAAUGCCAAUAAUUAAGUUUCUCUACCAUCGAACCGACUUUUACACACGUAUUUCUCAUAAUCUCGCCAACUCCAACUAGAAAUAGGUAUACACGUUAGAGCGAUCAAACGGAAUAGUACCAACCCAUUUUUCAAUCGCACUAGUAGAGAAAAAAGUUCGCAGUAAGUGUAUAAUCUGUACGGAAUAUGUCUAACGCUUAUUAUUAGUGGUUAAUGAUAGGGAUGAGUUGUCAUUGACAAAGUGAAAGCGCGGGUGUAAACUAAGGUCGAAUCUGUCCUAGCAGUUCCCUUCGUAGUAAAAACGCCAAAGGUUUCGAUGUUUUUUAAUAUUCCACUCGUCUGAAACUCGAAACUCGACUAGCUGUGCUACCGCUGAAGAGGUCGGUUGGCUAGAGAUCCGAAAAACAACUUGUAACUGACAAGACCGCGUAGAAGUGUACGUCCGAAGAUUCGCCAAAAAUAUCAAAUAAAAUACGUCUCACUCGUCAAAAAUAUUUCAAGUAUUGUACUUUGGGUCUACGUGUCCUCGAAGCCAAUUCACGGAAUAUUUCUACCGCAGUAAAUCGCCAGGCGGAAUUUCGUCGCACGUAAUUUCGUUUAUUUGAAGUAGUGUUCAAAUAAAUCAUCAUGCAUAAGUGGAAAAGUUGUCCCCAAGUAUUUGCCGCUACAUCUGCGUCGCUGAUUCUGGUAGCCACCGGAUUUCACAUGGCUUGGCCGACUCCUUCGCUGGUGCAACUUUUUGCCGAUGAUUCGGAAAUCACGCUGACAACCGGUCAAGGUUCUUGGAUCGCGAGCAUGUCCCUGGUUGGUAGCGUGUUCGGAUCUCUCGCUGGUUUUUUUCUCAUAGAUAGCUGGGGGAGAAAAAAUACCUUGCUACUGAUGGCUGGUCCUCUAUUUGUUUCUUGCGUUCUCAUAGCUCUCGCUAAGAGUUACCGCUGGUUAUAUUUGGCAAGGUUUGAUUUACCGCCGGUUUUGGCAACGGCGGCGUAAUAUCGAGCAUCGCCAUUUACACGAGCGAAAUCGCCGAAGACAGAACAAGGGGAGGUUUGGGAAUAUUGGUGACCUUGAUGAUAAACAUCGGUUUCUUUAUACCGCUCACCGUCGGCCCGUGGGUGGACAUGAAAGUACUCGCGUCAAUCGGCGCUGUUAUUCCGAUCGUCAGCGCGGUACUUUUCGUAUGGGUUCCCGAAUCUCCUUAUUACUACGUCAUGAAACGG